Triticum turgidum subsp. durum (durum wheat) is the source of this 1389-nucleotide messenger RNA. Lineage: Eukaryota; Viridiplantae; Streptophyta; Magnoliopsida; Poales; Poaceae. The record is from the annotation of a GenBank genome assembly.
AUGAGGGAGAUCCUCCACAUCCAGGGCGGCCAGUGCGGCAACCAGAUCGGGGCCAAGUUCUGGGAGGUGAUCUGCGACGAGCACGGCAUCGACCAGACGGGCAAGUACGCGGGCGACUCCGACCUCCAGCUCGAGCGCAUCAACGUCUACUACAACGAGGCCAGCGGCGGCCGCUACGUGCCCCGCGCCGUGCUCAUGGACCUCGAGCCCGGCACCAUGGACUCGCUCCGCUCCGGGCCCUACGGCCAGAUCUUCCGCCCCGACAACUUCGUCUUCGGCCAGUCCGGCGCCGGCAACAACUGGGCCAAGGGCCACUACACCGAGGGCGCCGAGCUCAUCGACUCCGUCCUCGACGUCGUCCGCAAGGAGGCCGAGAACUGCGACUGCCUCCAGGGAUUCCAGGUGUGCCACUCGCUGGGAGGAGGCACUGGCUCCGGAAUGGGUACCCUGCUCAUCUCCAAGAUCAGGGAGGAGUACCCUGACCGGAUGAUGAUGACAUUCUCGGUGUUCCCAUCGCCCAAGGUGUCUGAUACUGUUGUGGAGCCAUACAAUGCUACCCUCUCUGUGCACCAGCUUGUUGAGAAUGCGGAUGAGUGCAUGGUUCUUGAUAACGAGGCUCUCUACGACAUCUGCUUCCGGACGCUCAAGCUUACCACUCCCACCUUCGGUGAUCUGAACCACCUUAUCUCUGCAACCAUGAGUGGUGUUACCUGCUGUCUCCGCUUCCCUGGUCAGCUGAAUUCAGACCUCCGGAAGCUUGCUGUGAACCUGAUCCCAUUCCCACGUCUGCACUUCUUCAUGGUUGGAUUCGCACCGCUAACCUCGCGGGGUUCACAGAUGUACCGUGCCCUCACUGUGCCCGAGCUCACCCAGCAGAUGUGGGACUCAAAGAACAUGAUGUGCGCCGCUGACCCAAGGCACGGCCGCUACCUCACCGCCUCAGCCAUGUUCCGUGGGAAGAUGAGCACCAAGGAGGUGGACGAGCAGAUGCUGAACGUGCAGAACAAGAACUCAUCAUACUUCGUUGAGUGGAUCCCCAACAACGUCAAGUCGAGUGUCUGCGACAUCCCGCCCACUGGCCUGAAGAUGUCUUCCACAUUUGUCGGCAACUCCACAUCGAUCCAGGAGAUGUUCCGGCGCGUCAGCGAGCAGUUCACCGCCAUGUUCAGGAGGAAGGCCUUCUUGCACUGGUACACGGGCGAGGGCAUGGACGAGAUGGAGUUCACCGAGGCCGAGAGCAACAUGAACGACCUGGUGGCCGAGUACCAGCAGUACCAGGACGCGACGGUCGAGGAGGAAGAGGACUAUGAGGAUGAGCAGGAGGACGAGGAGACAGACUUAUUUUUUCGUUAUGUGGACCUGUGGUCGUCGUGUAUGCUCAUGUCGUGA